AUGUUCGCUCUAUUGACCGAGAACGGCCCGUGCACCAUCCAAGGCGACCUAAGCACCAAGUUGAACCCGUUCUCUUGGAACACCACGAACGUCAUUUGGCUGGAUCAACCCACAGGUGUGGGUUAUUCCUUUGGCUCUCCGGCUGACAAAGAUUUUAAUGAAACCAAUGUGGGCUUCUCGUUCGGCUCUCCUGCCGACACGGAUUACAACGAAACCAAUGUGGGUGAGAACAUUUACUGGUUCUUACAGGAAUUCUUAAACAAACACCCACAGUACCAGAACCGCGAGUUGUUCCUGACGGGUGAGAGUUAUGGGGGACACUACGUUCCCGCUGCAGCGCAUUACAUUUGGAAAAAGAACCAGGAGAAUCCGGUCAUCAAUUUACAAGAGCAGAUGAAGGAUGAUAGCGUCGAGUGUAUCGAACUCACACGCGAGUGCCUGAUACCACCGAAGAAUGAGACUUUUUGUCUCUUGGGUGUCGAUUGCUGGGAUACGAAGCUGGUACAGCCUCUGAGCAAAGCGAAUCGCAACAACUACGACAUUCACUUCCCUGUCAUCAUGGAGUUCUUAAACUCUCCGAAAGUUCGGAAGUUUCUGAACGUGGAUAAGCGCGCUCCGGCGUGGGUGGAAGAGAAUGAAGUCAUUCGCACGAGGUUCAUUGCCGAUGGAGACUGGGCUUCAUCGUACGAUGCAUACGCAGCGGAGCUGCUGAAUGAUGGUCUCCGCGUGCUCAUCUACGCCGGCGACGCCGAUCUGAUGUGCAAUUGGAUCGGCAAUCGAGCCUGGACUUUAGAGCUCGACUGGCGAGGCAAGGAUGGCUACUUUACUGCUGAAAAGUGA
This is a messenger RNA of Phytophthora infestans T30-4, 840 nucleotides long. Its product is annotated as serine protease family S10, putative. Gene Ontology annotation, molecular function: serine-type carboxypeptidase activity. Gene Ontology annotation, biological process: proteolysis. The transcript is spliced from 4 exons. The record is from RefSeq and is a predicted model, not a curated record. The coding region runs from base 1 to 840 and encodes 279 amino acids. NCBI's taxonomy places the organism in Eukaryota, Oomycota, Peronosporomycetes, Peronosporales, Peronosporaceae.